AUGAAGAUUCAAGGCCGCACAUUCAUCAUUUCAGGAGGCGCUUCCGGCCUGGGACAGGCCUGCGUGGAAGAGAUAUGCAAGAACGGCGGAAACGCCGCCAUUUUGGACAUGAACGAGGAGAACGGCAACGACCUGGUCUCCAAGCUGGGGUCCUCGGCCAAGUUCUUCGUCUGCGACGUGCUUGACACCGCGAGCAUCGAGGCCGCCGUCCAGGGCACCGCCGCAUGGGUGAAGCAGUCCGGCAAGCCCGUCGGCGGCGUCAUCCCCGCCGCUGGCGUCGGGAACCCGUCAACGAUAUUGGACCGCAACGGCAACCCCUUCAGCCUCGACGACUGGGACUUCGUGCUCAACAUCAACCUCCGCGGCACCAUCGACCUCACCCGCCAGGCCCUCGCCCUCAUGGCCAAAAACGACCCUUCGUCGCCUGACGGCGAGCGCGGCGUCGUUAUUAUGGUCGCCUCGUCCGCCGCCUUUGACGGCCAAAAGGGUCAGGUCGCCUACGCCGCAAGCAAGGGUGCCGUCGCCGCCAUGACGCUUCCCAUGACCCGUGACCUCGCCCGCUUCGGUAUCCGCGUCGUCACCAUCGCCCCGAGCCUGUUCGAGUCACGCAUGACGGCCGUCAUGUCCGACAAGGUCCGCGCCAGCCUCGAACGCUCCAUGGAGUUCCCCGUCCGCGCCGGCAAGCCCGAGGAGUUUGCCGCCCUGGCACGACACGCCAUUGAGAACGUGAUGCUCAACGGAACUGUGCUGCGUCUGGAUGGCGGCAUGCGGAUGCCGAGUAAGAUGUAG
Colletotrichum higginsianum IMI 349063 is the source of this 789-nucleotide messenger RNA. RefSeq names its product Short-chain dehydrogenase. The transcript is spliced from 3 exons. The record is from RefSeq and is a predicted model, not a curated record. Bases 1 to 789 code for a protein of 262 amino acids. Lineage: Eukaryota; Fungi; Ascomycota; Sordariomycetes; Glomerellales; Glomerellaceae.